UCCAUCCAGAUUAUAAUCUAUCCUUCCAGGCGAAAAUGUUGCAGUGGAAUUAUUGGCCCAAAUUCAGAACAUUACUGAGGAACAGCACUGAGUUCGUCUGGUUCUCCUACUCCACUCCAACUCCACGGAGUACCAGCCAAAUCUUCACCCUCCUGCUCAUGUGCCUUGCUAUCUCAGUGAGUACUGCAGCACUGCUGUUCCACUGGCUGAGUGACCUCCUGAUGUACGACCCACUCACCGCAGGCAUCUCCACGGGGAUCUACGGCAUAGCUGUGCUCAUCUUCUCAUUCCUCAUUCAUCCUUUUCGAUGUGCAUUUACUCUGAUGUUUCCAACAAUGGGUACCAGACAGGGACGUAAACUUGUCCUUUCCAUGUGUGCGAUGAUCGUGAUUCUUUACAUUCUUCCCAACAUUGCUGCUAAUAUAGCUACAAUUACACACCUGGUCAAAUGCACAACAGAAAACCUUGCUCGUAGCCUCCUCAGCUCAGCUGAGUUGAGCAACAAAAUAAAGAGUGACAUAGUUGGUAAAAUUCAAACAAUUAAAAACACUGGAUUUCACUUUGUGGAGAGGCUCAGUAACUUUAACCACUCUACAGACAUUAAAGUGAGUGAGCUGAGAGAAAGUUUGAACAACUUGAGCAAACAUGUUGAGGAGGAUUUUUCAAACGCCAAACAGCAGCUAGAGGAAUGGAAACUGCUCUCAAGCAGAAUAUUUGCUGCUGUUUUUGUGGUCUAUCUUUUCAUGGACUCCACCAUUUACCUGAAGUCGUACCUAACCUCGGUGAGAUUCGAUAAUGUCUACAUCACCGGACUGCUCAGAAAAACUGCAAAUGAUAGGGGGAUCAAGGUCGAAGCAAAGGAUGUGAAGAAUGGAGUGAACUCCACUAGUUUCAGAAUGACAAAAAGAGAACUGAUUAGGUGUUUAGUUCCCAUUCUGCAGAUCACACUGUAUCUGUUGAUGACAGUCAUGCUGAUAAUGCUUGACCACAUUGUGUUCUAUCUUGUAGCAACAGGCGAGAGUUGGCUAUUGGACAUACCGUCCACAGAUAUUUCCAUACAGGUCAAUUUUACGGUCGAUUAUCAGUACUGCUCUUUUUUGUAUUGCAUCAAUGAAAAGAUGGUGAACAUCAGUAAAAUGCACAGUGCCAUCAUCAGUCCAGACGCAGCCCAGUGCAAGACCAAGCCAAGCAUGCUGAAUCCAGGUGUGUUGGGUUCAUUGGGCCUGCUCUAUCUCCUUAGUUACUCCCUUGCCUUCCUGGAGGUCUAUGCUCGACGCCUUCGCAGGAAAGUGGCCUCUUCAUUCUUCCAGCAGCAGGAAAUGGAAAGAAUCAAAUUCCUUAUUGGGAAAAUUAUUCUAAACAAGGAGAGGUGUCCCAAAAGCUUCUCUUCUACAGAAGCAGAAACUAAAAUUGAGAAGGAGAUGCAGAGAAAUGAUGAGGUGGAAUCAAGAGAUUAGUCUCAGGGUCAGUCGUAUACAUUUUAUAACCUGCACGAGACCAGUACUGUAUAGAAGUAAAAGCAGUAAGAUUAAGACCAGUGAUGAGAACCUGUGCUCUACUUCAAAUUUUAAUUUGGAUUCCAUUAGUAAAAUGCAUUCCUUAAUAACGAUUUCACUUAACAUUAUAUUAUUACCACAAAAAUUUGAGUCAAAAGUAACCAACUAAGAUACUGAAAUAUUGCAUAAAUUUCAGAUUUUUUUGUUUGAAAGUUUGUGCAAAAUCGACCUCAACAUGUGCUUGAAUAGAAAGGAAAAAACAGACUUUUACUUCAUUAACAGGCUACUAGAGAUGCUCUGUAGGCGACUCUGCCAGUCUGCAGUGACAGCUGAGAAGCGGUAAAGUUCAGCUCCUCACUGCUGGUCUAGUUAAAUUUAGGGCAUCAUAGGCUUUUAAAAAGGAGGGGAUGUGAUGAUUAUUUUGUUAUUGUCCAACCCCAAUUCUUUGGUAAUAUGAAGCUGAAGUCAGCCAUUUCCUAGCUUCUUGCUCAAAUUUUCCUGAUCCACCUUAAAUGGAGCAGCAGAUACAUUCUGGUUUUUCUUUUUUUCUCAUAACACUCUGUUUGGAGUGUGCCUCUGAAAAACCUCUGUUUGCAGGACCAUGUAAUUGUAGCACUUCGUCGCACCCCUCUAUCUCACCAAAAAUCGGGACACCCUAACCCUUAGGCAUGAAAGUGCAAAACAGAGGGCUAAAAGCUAAGAAAUAGGGGCAAGAGGGUCAAAUGCGAUUGGGCCCUAAUAUCAUAUAUUUGAUUAAAUGUAAAUAGUGAUUUAGAAAUUGCAGAAAGUGCAGACUUUGAAAUAAUUCUUCUUUCACUUGCCAUAGAUUUUUAAUGUGGUUGCAGACUUUUGGAUGCCACUGUAUGUAUGAGGCAAAACUCAAGCUUUGGUAGCCUCCUACCAGAUGCAUCAUUCUUGGCUUGAGAAGAAUAUUGCUACCUGAGCAUUACAUGGAGAUAAGGACAAUGAUGACAAUUUUCUGCCUUUGAAAUCUCUAACUUACUAAUGUACAAAUUACAAACAUGAUUGUUUUAUGAUUGUUAAAAAUCAUAAUAUAUUUGCUAUUAAUUUUGUACUUUCUACUCUAUAAAUAUGAGUAUAGUAGAUACAGUAAGAUUUAUUUAAAUUUAUGCUAUUUAAAUAUUACAUAAUGCAGUUCAUUUCUUCAUCACUGUAGCAGAAAGCAGGAUGUGAUGUCUCCUACCUUCCACUUGAUGUCAGUAAUCUGACUGUAGACAUAAUCAGGCAAUGAUAUGGUAUAGUGUAGUAUAGCUUUAGAGAGAACUGUUUUUUAGAAGCAUCUUAGUACAAAUAUAUCUCAAAUGGUAGAGCGAGCAUCACUUUGAACACUCUCUGUAUCAGUGAACAUGAUCUUAAUACUAAGAUACUUUUUGGGAAACUGGGCCCUGAUCAGUACAGUUAUACAUGAGAAAUGCCAGUUUUAAAAUGCUAGUUGAUUUGGUUUGUUUGUUAUUUGUGUUUUUAAUGCAUAUAUGUGCACUGAUUUAGUGAUAGGACUUCCAGAAUAAGCAUAUUUAACAUGAAGGUGCAGUAUAUUAUUAAAAAUAAAUAAUACUAAAAGGUUCUUGGCUUAAAGAAAUGGUAAAAAAUCCCAGGUUACAGAAUUUUCCACUUACUGCAGAUGCAGUAAAUCUGUCCAAACAUGUUUGGUGUCUGAAUUUUACUUCUUUAGUUCUAAAGCUAUGAGGCUAAUAUUUUUAAACACUAGAUGUCAACAGACACCUAGUCUUUUCACAAUAUUCUUAUUUUUUUAACCCACCAGGUUUAUUUACGCUGUACGUUUUUUAAUUUUUAAUAAGGUUUAGUCAUUUUAAAGAUGAUGUUACUUCUAAUUCACUUACAUAUUAAUAUUGAAUUUUCUAACCAAACUUAAACAGAAAUCAGAUCUAAUCUAGCAUCCAUUUACCUAUGUGCUUUGUAUGCAUGUGAAGAGGAGAUGCCUGACCUCAGCAUUUGGCUACAGAGUGAACUUUUGUUUUUAAUAGUUUACAUUAAUUCAUCCUGGGCCUAAAUCAAAAUGAUCAAGUCUGCACAAUCUUAAUGAAGACCUGCAUGUGAUUUGAGUGGGUUAAGAGAAGUUUUGAGGAUGUAUUUAAAGAAACGUUUUGGGUGACUAUCGACUCCUAGUGUUUUUAGCUAUGUUAGCCACAUAGCUCUGGCCUUAACCUGAAGAAACAAAAUUUGGACACAAAACAUUUCAGGUUUUCAACUACAUUUGGGAUGAGUGGAUGAUUGUAUAUGUUAGAUUUUUCACCAAAGCCUGCUUUGGAACCUUUGUGUUAAAAGUGCACAGUAAAUAGUUGAGUAGGGUUCUGAUGCCAGCCUUCAUGCCCUUGUAGUACAGUUAGCCUUUACAGAUGUGUAACAGAAUUAAUUAAGUGAAGUAAGGCUACAUAUUAACACCUAGCAGUGGAAGAUCUACUUAAAUCAUCAUCAAGCUACACAGUUGAUAGCGAUUUGGCAACUGCUUGUAUCCACAUUACAAUAUUCCAGAAGAAUAAGCUACUGCAAAUAGAGGUGUUCAUUCUCACAUAAAGAAUUAUUAUAAUAUUGUGCAAUGUGGGCAUCUUCUUGUAUUGUAAGAUGUUGGGCUUGAGUGACUGGAGAGGAUCUGAAAGUAUCUCCCUGAGGUUAGUGACAAAUGAGUCAGUCUCCAGGAACAGAUUUUUUUCCAUCUUUUAACAAUAAAGCUUUCCUUUUAUGCAACAUAGAUGUGUAUCAAGUUCAUGUUUCAAAAGUGACUCAGAUUGAUUAUUAGUGUCAUUGACAACCAGUGAAAGAGAUUUAGGUCAUACUGAACUGAGCAGUAUUCACAUUCUGCAGACUCGAGGGAGAAGUGAAAGUAGGAGAUUAAUCAUAACAGUAUGAUAACAAGACCAGCAUGAUAAUGAUACUCUUUUCUUCUGAUUAUUCAGUUAGUUAAGCACAUGCUUCUAAUUAUAAGAGUCUUUUCCAUGUCUCAGUGGUGGAUGUCACUUGAAACUGUGGUGGAUGUAACUGGAAACUGUUAUAAAAUAAAAUGUGUGUUAAGUUA
Messenger RNA from Pygocentrus nattereri (red-bellied piranha), 4551 nucleotides. Its product is annotated as osteoclast stimulatory transmembrane protein. Bases 36 to 1457 code for a protein of 473 amino acids. The record is from RefSeq and is a predicted model, not a curated record. The transcript has 3 exons. NCBI's taxonomy places the organism in Eukaryota, Metazoa, Chordata, Actinopteri, Characiformes, Serrasalmidae. Gene Ontology annotation, cellular component: membrane.